Messenger RNA from Aspergillus aculeatinus CBS 121060, 724 nucleotides. RefSeq names its product superoxide dismutase. The record is from RefSeq and is a predicted model, not a curated record. The coding region runs from base 86 to 724 and encodes 212 amino acids. Gene Ontology annotation, biological process: superoxide metabolic process. Gene Ontology annotation, molecular function: superoxide dismutase activity; metal ion binding. Lineage: Eukaryota; Fungi; Ascomycota; Eurotiomycetes; Eurotiales; Aspergillaceae. Gene Ontology annotation, cellular component: mitochondrion. The transcript has 3 exons.
CUGAUUUCCAUUCCCAAAGAAUCUCUGCGCACCGUCGACUAGCAAUCAUCACAACAGCUACUACCAUAGCAACGAGAACCUCACGAUGUCCCCCAAAUACACCCUCCCACCUCUCCCCUACGCCUACGAUGCCCUCGAGCCCGUCAUCUCCCAACAAAUCAUGCAGCUCCACCACCAAAAACACCACCAAACCUACAUCACCAACCUGAACGCCGCCCUCGACGCCCAGACCACCGCCCUUGCCACCAACGACAUCCCCGCCCUGCUCAGCAUCCAGCAGAAACUCACCUUCAACGGUGGCGGCCACAUCAACCACUCGCUCUUCUGGCGCAACCUGGCCCCCCACGGCUCCCCGGCCACGGACAUCGCCCGCUCAGCCCCGACCCUCCAGCGCGCCCUUGAGCAGCAGUGGGGGUCGGUGGAGCAGUUCACCGCCGCCUUCGGGGCGGUCCUGCUUGGGCUGCAGGGGAGCGGAUGGGGGUGGUUGGUGAGCGUGGGUGGGCCCGGUGGGAAGCUGGAGAUCGUGAGCACCAAGGACCAGGAUCCGGUGGUUGGAGGGAAGGUGCCGAUUCUGGGUGUGGACAUGUGGGAGCAUGCUUAUUAUCUCCAGUAUCUGAACAACAAGGCGGGGUAUGUGGAGCAGAUUUGGAAGGUGAUUAAUUGGGUGGAGGCGGAGGAGAGGUACACUAACGGGGUGGAUGGAGCUGCUUUGUUGAAGUUGUAA